Thamnophis sirtalis is the source of this 2838-nucleotide messenger RNA. The record is from RefSeq and is a predicted model, not a curated record. Lineage: Eukaryota; Metazoa; Chordata; Lepidosauria; Squamata; Natricidae.
CACAAUUCGAAUCAGCAGAAAAGGCUGGCACAUGCUUCUCAACUUCUGUUUCCAUUCUGCUCUCACUUUUGCUGUUUUUGCUGGUGGAAUCAAUCGUGUAAAAUAUCCAGUUAUAUGUCAAGCGGUUGGUAUUGUACUGCAUUAUUCUACACUUUCUACAAUGCUUUGGAUUGGAGUGACAGCAAGAAAUAUUUAUAAACAAGUUACAAAAAAGCCUCAGACAGCCCAAAACAGUGAUCAGCCUUCUUAUCCCAAGCAGCCAUUGCUCAGGUUCUAUCUGAUUGGUGGAGGAGUUCCUUUUAUUAUCUGUGGAAUUACUGCAGCAAUCAACCUAAAUAAUUAUGGGAUAAAAAGUUACGCCGGAGCUCAGUUCUGUUGGAUGUCCUGGGAGCCAAGCCUUGGUGCAUUUUAUGGCCCUCUGGCGUUCAUUCUUCUGGUAACAUGCGUUUACUUCCUCUGCACCUUUGUGCAAUUGAGGCGUCACCCGGAACGCAAGUAUGAAUUAAAGGAAAGGAUAGAAGAUCAGCAGAGGUUGGCAAGUCCCGAACUUGGCCAUAGUCACAUGACAGACAUUGGGUCCGUUUCCCAGGCAACCUGCUCAAUGAUGUCUUCAUCCUUGUUGGAAAACGAGCACUCCUUCAAGGCUCAGCUCCGAGCUGCUGCUUUCACCUUGUUUCUCUUUACCGCUACCUGGACCUUCGGCGCCCUGGCUGUUUCUCAAGGACAUUUCUUGGAUAUGAUCUUUAGCUGCCUCUACGGAGCGUUUUGCGUCACCUUGGGGCUCUUCAUCCUCAUCCACCACUGUGCGAAGCGAGACGACGUGUGGCAUUGCUGGUGGUCGUGCUGCCCUUCUCGAAGGAACACCUACUCGGUGCAACUUAACGUCCGUCCCAAAGUUAACAUCAACGGCGAAAGCCAAGCUCAUGCCUCAUGCCUUCAGGAAUCGCCGUGCCCAAGUAAAUCUGCCCUCUUUAACCACCCGGCCGUCAGUCACUGCAAACUCACUAACCUACAGGCCGUUCAAAACCACGUCAACUGCCUUUCGCCGGUCACUCCGUGUUGCGCAAAAAUGCAUUGUGAUCAGCUCCUGGAAGAUGAGGCCCAUAUUCAUGUCCACAACGAAGGGACUUUCCGACCCAACAUGCACAUCCACAGGUGUUUGAAAAGUAGAACUAAGCCACGGUAUUUUAGCCGGCAUCGAUCUGCAGGAGAAAGGGAGUAUGCUUACCACAUCCCUUCAAGCAUUGAUGGCAGCAUACACAGCUCACAUACAGACAGUCCCCAUAGCACCCAUGACAGUCACUCCGGCCACAGGCGGGCGUGUUGUGCCAAAAACAGUCCCUAUCCCACCAUCACUCAGCCUGAGAGUAGUGAUUCAAGUACUGUGAUCUACAGUUGUGCUAAAGUCCCAGAAACUGAGACAGGCCCUCAUUUUGAAAUGCAUCCACGGACACAAUCCUUGCCGUUUAGCACAACCAGCCACAAUGGGAUCCUAAAGGGAAACUUGCACGAAGCCAUGAUCUACAGCUCAGAUAGUACAGGGAAUAUCAAAACGGGGCCGUGGAAGAAUGAAACUACUGUGUAGUUGUGGUGGGGCCACAUUUCUCAGCUUGCAGCUCAAAGCAUCUUGGACUGCAAAGCCAUGUACAGCAAUUUGGGAGUCGGCCCCGUUAAAUUCAGUGGGCUUGCUACUUCUGAGUAGACCUAGGUAGGUUGGUCCUGUCGGUCUUCGCUUUCCUUCUAAACUGAAUUAAAUUCUACGUCUUUGUGUGACACCUGAGAUAACUGUACAGGUUUCCAACCUUUUUUUCCUCUUAAUAAGAAGAGGCUUUUAAAAAGCAGCCUCAAAAUUGUUUUCGGAAGAACGACAGAGUAAUGUUUAAGGGGGGAACGAAAAUGUGAACCUAGGAAGCAGACGGUGAGGGGUUACCACAAGUAGUGCUUGACUUAUGACCACAGUGGAGGUUGGAAUUUCUGUCAUAUGUUGAGUGGGAACCACUUUUACGACAAAUUUUGACGGUGGUCAUUGUGAAUCAAUUGCAAUUGUUAAGCAAAUCACACGGUUGCUAAAAUCUAGCUUCUCCAAUGGGCCUUUUUAAUAUAACUUUUUUGCCCAAAAUCACAUAGCAGCAACUGGUCAUAAAUGUGAAUUAGUUGCCAAGCACUCAGAUGGUGGCCACAUAACCAUGAGGGUAAGGCAAGAGUGGUAAAUGCAAGUUACUUUUUCCAGGGCGCUUAACUUUGAACCGUUGUUAAACAAAUGGUCAUAAGUGGAGAACUACCUGUAUCAUGCAAUGUGGUAUUGUUUUCCUUUUAUUUUUUGUUUAAAAAAAUCUGGGCAUCAGAUACAUUUCUACACAUAUCAGCAUCACACCCUUCCCUUGAUUAUUUUUUGCAACAAAAAAUGGUCUUUAUUUAAUUUUUUUGAAGUCAGCAGAAGAAGAAAGGAUUUUAUAACCAGCCUAACACAGCUUUUUAGGCCUACGAAAAUGAUAACUGCCUCUAAAAACAUCUUCUGUAGCCUUUGGCGUGUGAAACCAUGUAGUGUAUGUCAUUGUUCCGUCUUCUUUCUCUUUGGAAGGGAAACACUAGGUAAAAGUCCUCCGUUAACAUCUGCAAUGCUGUACUGGUUGUAAAUUUUUUCUCCCCCGGUGUUAAGACUAUUGUUAUUAGUAAUACUAUUUUUAAUUUCUGCAUGACCCCCGUCAGGAUAAACGCCAUUUGUUGUUUUCUAAUGUUGCAUAUGUACAAAGGGGGGGAAAAACAACACCCUAUUGUAAAAGGCUGUGACUAUCCAUGUUGGUAUUAAUCUAGAGCAUUUUUGACUCUACGAAAAGA